AUGGUGUGUUGGCUUGGUAGUGUGAGGUUGGUGAGAGGGGCUACGGGUGCUGGUGUGAGGAGGGCUUGUAGUGAUUGGUGGAGUGGGCGAGCUCGGUGCUUGGUUGGCAAGAAGAAGCUCAGUGAGGAGUGUCUUGCGUGGGAGGGGUCGUUUAGUGCAGCUUGUGGGGAAGAUGUGCCACGGAUGGAAGGUGUUGUGUUUGGAAAGAGGUGUGUUGGUAAGAGAGAAGUUGCAAUAGUGAGGGAGAGAGAGGAGGCUGAAAAUGGGUGA
Dovyalis caffra is the source of this 270-nucleotide messenger RNA. Lineage: Eukaryota; Viridiplantae; Streptophyta; Magnoliopsida; Malpighiales; Salicaceae. The record is from the annotation of a GenBank genome assembly.